Chaetomium strumarium is the source of this 1003-nucleotide messenger RNA. RefSeq lists its product as uncharacterized. The record is from RefSeq and is a predicted model, not a curated record. Lineage: Eukaryota; Fungi; Ascomycota; Sordariomycetes; Sordariales; Chaetomiaceae. The coding region runs from base 116 to 943 and encodes 275 amino acids. The transcript has 2 exons.
GUGCAGGAUGGGUACGCUCUCUUUCCUAAAAUGGCAUAUCCUAGGCAUGUUCUACGUAACCGUUAUGCAGGUUUGAGAUGUGGUGGACGGGAAAAGCUUCCCCCACCAUGUCCUAAUGUGGACGACGGGCUCGUCAGCACCCACACCUUACACAUCGCCAAGCGGCAGCUCAAGGCAGGGCACGCCCUGCUUGGAUCCCGAUGGCUGCCUCGACAGUCUACCGUAUUUACUCCAUCUCAGACCUCGUUCCCUACCUAGGUUUCCGGCUUUUCCUUUCUUCCCCAACCCCCAAGACCUUCUUGCUCAUCGAUACCGAAUUCGAGGAAUCUUCUCAUUCUGUCAUAACUGUAGCCCACCACUAGCAAGACCACGCCAAACUGUACUAGUACUCAACCAAACCGGACGGCUACGUCCCUGCGUCCAAACGAGCGACCCAACGACCAUGGCGACCAGCGCACGCCAGAGCCGGCCAUCUUCUUUAAUGGCACGAGACGCCCUCCAGAGACUCGCCGUUAGGCGACAUUACCAGGAGUAUCGACGACACUGCCACCAGGAUAGAGGUCCAUUGCCACUUCGUCCCCACAUCACAAGGAAUUGUUGGAUCUGUGUUGUGCAACGACAAAUAUGCUCCUUUUUUAGACGAACCACUCGUCUACCCAGGCAUAGUCUGCAAGACUCAGCUGACAGAGCUGCCAGACAGAGGCGCCAACAGGAGCCUCUGACUCCCGUGAGCGAGGAGAACGAGUUCCCUCCCAUUCCGAAAUGCAAGCUUGGCAUCUGCGAUACCGGGUAUGACAGUCUUGGUGGGCCACUCCUGUGUGAGUGCGACGGAGCUUCUGAGGAGGCAGCCGCCGCUGUAGCGUCCCAUGUUUUGGAUCUUUUCCUUAACAUAAGGGGAGAGGAGAUAUCCGAGGCGAAGAUGAAUGGUUGGAAGGAGGGAUGAUUCUGUUUAGUGUAUUUAAAGAUAUGUUUUCCGAUACGCCUGCCAAGCAACCCACUGCGG